Molecule: messenger RNA, 2703 nt
Organism: Folsomia candida
Lineage: Eukaryota; Metazoa; Arthropoda; Collembola; Entomobryomorpha; Isotomidae
Product: ubiquitin carboxyl-terminal hydrolase 34
Exons: 8
Coding region: 1-2703 (900 amino acids)
Source: RefSeq, a predicted model, not a curated record
AUGGGGACGGGACGGACGUGCGAAGUCUGCUCUGAGCUUGCCUCCCUCCUCUCGUCGUACGAUGGGAAGCGGACCACCCUCACUUCCUUCGAGGACAUCACCAUUUCCCGUGAAGAAGUGGAGACCAUCAUCCUCUACCUGUCGUCCUGGUCACAACGCCAAUGCUCCUGCUGCUUCCGGUCGGAUCACAAACACUUCGAGCGAUUCAACUGGGCCCUCCAACUCUUAAUUUUGAUCGUGGUCGAAAUCGUGCAGAGAUUUGGAACCAGUCCCCCCUCCAGUCAAGAAUCCUCCUCCUCUACAUCAUCCCGACCAUUGUGGGAUUGCGAGGACAAGGACAAAUUGGUCUACUUCGUGGCGAAAUUAUUCACAAAUUCCUUCCCGACCUAUAUCGGAUACAAAACGCAUUCCGGGGCAGGCAUCAAACUCUCCGACUCUGAACUCUCGGCGGCCGAGUUGCAUAAUUUGUCGCAAUAUUGCGAAAUCAACGAGCCUGAGGCGUCUCCUUAUCUGUUCCGAAAUGUUGGCCUGUUCUGCCGCGCGGGGGGCAUGGAGGCGUUGACGGUCUGUCUGCAGAACAACACGCCAGACUCGCUCGCCCUCCACAGGAUGAACAUGCUCGUCGCGUUGGCCUCAAAUGUCAAAUCCUGGCUCAACUUCAACGCCCUGCUCAAACUCUAUGUCCCCUUCAGGGCCGCGGCACUCGGAUAUAUGUGCUCCUUGGUCGAGACGGAGUUGAAGACGGGGUCGGCGAGAAAUAUGGCGGAAUGCAUCUGGUCCUCGGUCAAAGACCCCGUCGACGUGCACCUCUCCUUCGACAAGGACGGUCUCGACCUCGCCUUCCGCUACUUCCUCUGCCCCACGCUCACCAUGCGCCUCGCCGGCGUGAACCAGCUCAACAACUACAUCAACCUCUUCAACGAGCUGCUCAACUCGGAGCACAUGCGGGACCCGGACCGUCUCUACGACUCCCUCUGCGCCUGGCUCCUCACGAAGCAAGUCGUCGAGCACAUCUUCGGCCCCAACUUGCACGUCGAGGUGAUCAAGCAGAGCCACACGAUCUUGUCCUUCCUCGCCAUGGAGAACAGACUGACGGAGGAGCACGUGGAAAUAAUCUGGACCGCGGCGCAGCUCAAACACUGCUCCAAACCGGUCUUUGACGUCCUGUCGUCCCUCAUUCCGCACAUGGAACCCGGCCCAGUGCUGCAUUUGCACCACUUGUUGCAGAAAUUGGAGCCGAAAGAUCACUCGGAGCAGAGUCUCUACCUGGCCUCCGCCCUCAUCAAAUUUAUCUGGACGAACGCCACCUCCGCGAUGGAGGAGGCCAACGCUUUGACGACAUCCCUCCCCCUCGGGAGUGGGGACAGCGUCGUCUCCGUCCCGACCUCGUCAUCCUCCCCGUCGAACAACAAUUUACAGUUUCACCACGCCCGGGCCGACCGGCGCCAUCAUCACCACCACCACCAGAGAGGGAGGCGGCGACCGAUCGUCGCGGAUGUGUCGUCGAGCGAGAAUUCCGUCAGUGUGGACGGCUCGGAGGAGGAAGAUGAGGAAAAUCACCACCACCACCAUCGAAGACAUCACCACCGCGUGCAGGCGCAGCGGCUGUUGCGUCCCUUGUCACAGCUGAAACAGAUGGAAACCGACGACGAGGAGGAGGAACCGCUCUCGCCAACGUCGUCCUUCCUCAAACCGACGUGCCACCUGUCCGGCUCGUCCUCGUCGGAUGAGUCGCUAUCCGACGAGGAGGACGAGGAUGAGGACGACGACGGGAUUCGGAGUGAGAAGGGGGGUUGUUCCUCCGGCGGGGGUGGGGGUGGUGGAUCCACGCCCUACGUGGAAACACACUCCGACUCGGAUGCUGACGAGGAUGAGCCGGAGAACGAGGUUCUGGGGGGUAAGAUCAUCAUAAAGAAGCGAAAGGUGCUGAGGAGGAAGGCCAACACGCCGGUGAAGAAUGUCGCCCCCACCAAGGGGAGGGUGAUCAUGACGCCGUCGUCGACGCCACGAGUGACGAAAAUGGUGCAGAGUAACAAAUCUGUGAGCAAUACGUCUAGUCAGGGUCAAGGUGACCAGAAACUCCAACAAGUCCCCGAUCCGUCGCCCUCGACCUCAACCGACGCUGUCGUGCCAACCUCUAAGACGCCCAUGACGAUCUAUUACCCCUUGUCGGGGACGACAUGUGAAGUGUCCGACGGCUCGUACUCCUCCCGGAUAUCGACCAAAUCGGACAAAAAUAUGGCCGAUUUCGACGCCACCCGUGGUCAGAAUCUGAACCUCACGCCGCAACAACUCCAACCCCAAUACGUCCAACAGCAACUCCUCGAUCCCAACAUUGUCCUCACCGUGGGCGGAGUGCAGAUUGGGGGGAGUAACAAUGGCAGAAAUAAGACUCAACUCGGUCCUGGAAGUGGGGGAGGUGGGGGGUCGACGACGUUACUCCUCCCACCUCGCGCCAUGCGGAUGUUCUUCCGGAGAAAGAGAUUUGGAUCCAUGGCGACGUUUAAUUUCAAAAUUGACGACGUCAUCGAACCAGGCGUCACACUUUUGUGGGAUUUGAUCCAGGAUGAUAAAAUUGUCCAACUGUCCGACGGGUUGGCCAUCGAGGCGCAAAAGGCGCUCACCAAUCUCCUCUGUUUCGGUGCGGACAAGGCCAUCCGCCUGAAAUUUAUUGAAGGCUGCAUCCGCAACGUCGGUCGCUGA